Molecule: messenger RNA, 1160 nt
Organism: Purpureocillium takamizusanense
Lineage: Eukaryota; Fungi; Ascomycota; Sordariomycetes; Hypocreales; Ophiocordycipitaceae
Exons: 3
Coding region: 224-523 (99 amino acids)
Source: RefSeq, a predicted model, not a curated record
CGCGACGUCUUUCUGUUUUGCUCGUCCUGCAUCUAUAGCAGCAGCCUCAUGCGCCGAACACCACUCCUGCAUACGUAACCCCGCCUACUUCGUAACACGGCUAUCCGCGACCUUCUGCACCCUCGCUCGCAAACCUACAUAUAUAAUAGUGUCCCUGGCGACGAGCCAUCGUCUUCCGUCGCGCGUCCGCAUCGCCUCCACGACAUCACACUUCUACGCAGCAAUGGCGCGUGGUUCCAAGUCUGCCGUUUGGCAAAUCAUCCCCCUCAUCAUCGCCAUCGCCGUCCUGUCCGCCAUCGCCUGGGUCGUCUACCAGGUCUACAUCUCCGCCACCAAGAUCCGCGACACGGCGUCGGAGCGCAUGGGCAAGAAGAACGUCGUCUUCACCAAAGACGGCGUGCGCGUCGGCGUCAAGCAGGUCCAGAACGAAAAGUACGUCGACGCAACCCAGAGCUGGGUCGUCAAGGCCUGGAACCUCGGCAACGCGCCCAAGGACGAGGAGCUCAAGAAGAGGAAGAAAUGAGGCGAGCCCGCUUCUAGCGCAGGUAGCGUAGGCGGCGACGGCGAUGGUGGCUGUGGGCGGCGGUGCCAUGUUUUGCGACACGCGACCGGCAAACCCCCCCACCCCUCAAUGCCCUCAUGACGAUCGCCGCGGAUCGCACCUGCUCAUGCCACUGCAAAGCACGAGUCGCGCUGCCGCUGCGGCGUGAUAUAACGAAUGAUGACAACAUUAGUGUUUUGGGAGACCGUUACCGUCACACGUUCCCCAUUCGCGUCGCGUCGCAGGCGGCUGCGCGAUGGGACGUGAUCGGGGCGUCGAAAGCUGAAACCUCGUUUGAGGCUCUAAGCGGCGGGCCUCUGCAGGGGAUGCAAGGCCUGUCAUUCGUGCGGUCAUGCUCUGUCACUUCAUGUACAUAGAAGAAAAAAGUGACGAGCCGAGGAGGCGAAGAGCCUUAGUUAUUAGUGCGGUGCGUUGGUGGUGCUGCCAGUAUGCCUCGUGCGUUUCAUUGUCAAACAGGUGGCAGGCUUACCAUGUAUGGCGCCGCGAUAUUGCAACAUUCACCGAGAGCCACUCCACCAUGGUUCAUGUUGCGAUUUUCUCCUCAGUAGACAUUCACGUACGAUGAGCGUUGUAGCAUAUCACCCAAGAGUAGAGACCC